AUGGAAUGUCAGCCGAGCGAUAGUAAAAAAGUAUUUAAAGUGUUCGAUGCAUCAAAACGUAAGCGUACCAGAAAGAAACGUGAAGGAGACGAUAGUAAUUCUAUGGCUACCGACGACUCCACUGGCGGUUGUCAAGGGAACGGGCGUCGGAUGAUAUCGGCAAAGGCAAGUCUUCAAGACAUUCCGAAUGCUCAAUGUAUCGACGGGGAUCAUGAACAAAAUCUUAUUAAGAGAGAUAGCAGUCCUUCAAUAUCUCGUUCACCCGACGACGUACACCGACCUCGUUCACCGCGCCGACACCGUCGACUAGCGCGAGAUGGAAUAUCUCUGGCUCUAAAAGCUGGUCUUGUAUCAACGCCACGGUCUAUUUCGCCUAACUUGCCGGUCGCUGAUGACCAAAUUUCAUCUGUUCCGAAGGACCAAGAUUCAUUUAUUUAUGCAUUUUUGGAAGAAGCCAUAAAAAGAGAUAAGAAAAAACAUCGUCAUAGCCGACGCCAUGAUGAUCGCAAGAGUCGCGAUCGUGAUGUUUCCAUUUCGAGAGAGCGCCGACACCACCAUCGGAGACUUCGAGACGAUAUUAGGGAACGUGAAAAACUAACUAAAGAAGAAACUCCUGGACUUGAACAAGCAGCACUUUUCGAAACAUUUGCAAAGCUUUGUGCCCAGAUGAAUGAGAAAACUGCACACUAUGCCCCCAUUAACCAAGUUCCUCGUUCGCAAAGUCAUAAAUCACUGCAGUGUGAAGUUGCAUCGCGUCGAGAUUUGCUCGAUGAAACACAACGAACAGUACGACAUAGCAGUCGUGACUAUUCCAGAGAAAAUUUGUCCCCAUCGAGAAUUCGAAGCCAUGAACAUUUUCAUAGUAGAAACCGAAGUCAAGAAAAUACAACUAUUCCGAUAAACAGCAGAAAGGAAAAAUGCGUUUGUUGCGAUCCAUAUGAAAAACAACCAGCCAGGUAUUCCAGCAAAGUUAACGUUGAAACAAAACAUUACGAAGACGAAAGAUACAGAAGUUACCCGCCAGUAAUUUCUCCAACUAAAAGUUGUAUUAACGGAAAAUAUAGAUCUAACGUGCCAGAACAAAGAGACAACAGAGCAUUCGAUGAACGAAUAAAUAGAAAAUAUGACGACAGACGUCGACCAUGCGAGCAAAAAGCUAGUAGAAGUUUCGAUAUGCAACGAGAGAGGUACAUUGACGAUAGAGGAUAUAGAAGAACAGCCAGAAGUGAUGGAAUUAAGGACAUUCCUUACGACGACCGAGAUUAUACAGAGCGAAGAUAUGAAGCAAGUAAAGGCAGAGAAAAAUACUAUGAUAAAGACAUUCCAGAAAGAAAAUUUUCAACAUUACCGAGUAAAGAACGAAGAUCGAGAAGAAAUUUGGAAAAAUUUGAACGUGUCUCAGUAGCAUCGAGAGAUGAUGACUAUAGGGACAGAUACUCAGAGAGAGAAAGAGAUUCAGGACUGAGCGUAGCAGACGGUGAGACCAGUACGAUGAGUGGAAAAAGUAAUUACUUGCGAGUUGUUAAGCAAGAGAUAUCAGAGCAGCGUGAGGCGAUGGACAAAAUGAUGAAAUUAUGGAAGGAGUUGAUGCGGUGCUUCAAAGGUGUUUCACAAACACAAAGUCCGAAUAAAGUUGAUGAAUCUGCGGCUAAUGUACGCGAAUCUGCCGUCGAACAGCUGCGUCUGUGGCGGGAGUGCAUGCGGCGCUACGAGACGGUCGCUCGCGACGUCGGCGACACCGACGCGAGGCUCAUGGAGGAAAUAAACAAGCAAAGAUCAGAAAUGUCAGAAAUGGCUAACAUGUGGCAGGAGUGCCUGCAGCGAUACCGCGACAUGAGCAAUGACUUCAACAACCUCAAGCAACAGCUGGCAACAUCCGAAAGCCCUACCCGUGCCGCAGCUCCCCCACUGGUGUGCGUGGAGGGCGAGGGUCCAUCGGCAGUGCCCUACCGACUGCCACCCACUUAUCCUCCCAUGCCUCCAAUACCCCCCGGCUACGUCGGUUCGCCCUUGAAGUCACGAGUGUCCGCUCCACCGGCGUGGUGGUGGGCGGGAGACCACGCGCCUUCCCCCCGGCGGAGAUCCUCUCCCGACUCGCAUACGUCCAAGGAGCGCCGGCACCGACACAAGGACAGGGACCGAGAUGAUACAAGGUACAAAGAGAAGUCUAAGGCAGGCGGCGCUCGCUCCGAGCAUAGACACAGAAAACGAUGACAAAAAUUCAAUGAUAUUAUUAUUUUAAGUAAAGUGUUGCUGUACUUUAGUUUGUAUUAAAUAUUCAAGUGAUAUUAAAA
Molecule: messenger RNA, 2294 nt
Organism: Nymphalis io (European peacock)
Lineage: Eukaryota; Metazoa; Arthropoda; Insecta; Lepidoptera; Nymphalidae
Product: serine/arginine repetitive matrix protein 1-like
Exons: 14
Coding region: 1-2214 (737 amino acids)
Source: RefSeq, a predicted model, not a curated record